AUGGAAUCGGAAGACAAUUCGGAAGAAACGUUGGAGUUACUCCGCCGAUGGAACAUUCCGGCGAUUCCACCGGAGAAGAUCAUCGAAUCCCGCUUGGUUGGGGCAUGUAGCAGACCGAUUCGAAAGCAACUGACGGAGAGCGACAUAAACGGAGAAGAGCUGAUGUUAGCGAUGUCACCGGUGAAGAAGAAGUUCCUGCCUCUGCUUGAAGAAGAAUCAGAGAUUCACCAGGGCCAGAGGGGGAAGACUGUUUCGUUGUACGGACCAUACGGCAAGCUUCAUGAUACGGAGACGUGGAUGAUUAAUAGAGACUCGCUUGAUUCGAUUACGGGAUGGAGGAAAUUCGUCGGCGAAUAUGAGCUCAAGGAGAAUUGCGAUUUCAUCACUGUUUGGAUGUUUAUCCACGAGGAGACUCAUGAGUUUUGCUUAGCGAUUGACCGCACAAGGAUUUCUCUGCAGAAACAGCUGAGCCAGAGGAUCUCCAAAGCUGUCUUCGGGGAUUGA
Raphanus sativus (radish) is the source of this 504-nucleotide messenger RNA. Its product is annotated as putative B3 domain-containing protein At4g03170. Lineage: Eukaryota; Viridiplantae; Streptophyta; Magnoliopsida; Brassicales; Brassicaceae. The transcript has a single exon. Gene Ontology annotation, molecular function: DNA binding. The coding region runs from base 1 to 504 and encodes 167 amino acids. The record is from RefSeq and is a predicted model, not a curated record.